CCGAAACGAACGCGAGUGACGCGGCAAUUUAUCUAUUUUUAGUGAUAAACGCAUAAAAAAUAUCGCGGUAAAAAAAUUGGAGCAUUAUUCGAUGAAUAAAAUUGUUGAAAUAAAUCGUUUUGUUUAGUUUUCGUUGUAGUAUUUAUUAUUUAUGUGAACGUUUUGAAAUUGAACGCUUGUUACGCCGAGUGCGGGAUUCAAGAAGGACGUAGGUACUACAUUGUAAUAUUUUUAUAGUUUUAUUUUUCGCGUUCGAUAUUCGAAUCUGUGUUUUGUCCUAUUUUAAAAAUAAAGUGAUGGUUCUAAUGUUUUCUGUGACAGUGAAAACAUAACGUAGCACAAGAAACCAUCUCACCAGCCUUGAAAAAAACCCACCUGUCAAAACUCCCGCCAAAAUGAACUGUCAAACGCACCACAGCUAAUAAAACCAAUCGAGUGAUCGAUUACACAAAAUAUUCAGCCAAAGAGUUCGUCUCGUAGAAAAUUUAAAACAAUGAUUUCGAGAAAAUUAGAAUAACUUUGGAAGAUAUUGAAGAAGUAUUGAAUUAGCAAGAUGGCGACUCCACCUGAGUCUCCUGUGGAGGAGCAUGCUUAUGAAUUGGAGCCCAGUAGGACUCCGAAGCCAAUUCCUGUCGCCUUGGAGGAGUUAUGCCGGCAGACCAAGUUUUCUAAACAGGAGAUCCGUGUCAUGUACAGAGGGUUUAAAACGGAAUGUCCAGAAGGUGUCGUGCAAGAAGAAUCGUUUAAGGACAUCUACGCGAAGUUCUUCCCUCAUGGAAAUUCCGCGCUGUAUGCCCACUAUGUGUUCAAAGCGUUUGAUGUCAACUGCAGUGGUGCUAUCAGUUUCAGAGAACUCCUAGUGACUCUUUCCACCUUGCUUCGAGGGUCUGUCUAUGAGCGUCUUCGUUGGGCCUUCCGUCUGUACGAUGUGGAUGGUGAUGGAGCGAUCACCAGGCAGGAAUUAGCGGAGGUGGUGGUAGCUGUGCAUGAGCUGCUUGGAAGACGAGCUCCACCAGGGUCUCCGGCCGCCAGGCUUGAUGAUGCUAAGGCUAAUGAACAGGUGGAUCGUGUAUUCAGGAAGCUAGAUCUGAACCAGGACGGAGUGAUCACGAUCGAGGAGUUCCUGGAGUCAUGCUUGAAGGACGACGUUAUAACUAGGUCGCUGCAGAUGUUCGACACCGCUCUAUGACGGCAGAGUGACGCAGCGCAUGCACCUCUACCCGCCAGGACCGUAGCGAAGCGUCGCAGCGUGCGGACGGCGCACCGGCGCUGCCAGUGUGCGCGGGAGGCGGGGCUGCUCCGCGCAGCCGCCGCGUGGUUGCGCGGGCGCCGCUACGCGCACUAUCUCGCCGCUCUCGACGACUUCUACAGCCGAGUCGUGCGACCCCGACUAAGAAGCGUGCUGCUGCUACAUUUUUAGCCGCUGAUCAAUUGGAGUCUUUUAACGAAGGUUUUUGAAAGGAUUUCGACUCUUUCCCCUUGAUUUACAUUCUGUUUCUGUUUUUCGUCGACUUUUCUGUUCUGUAGCAGAGUAUGAGAGUGUUAGGCGGACACCAGGUCAUCUAGAGUUCGUCCUGUCCAACUGAUGAUAGCGAGUUUCACUGUCUAGUGAUAUGUACGCUGAUAUCGUCAUGAGUAAAGGCUAUUUAUCUGAGGUUAAUAAAAGAAAUACUGCUUAAUAACGCACCGAAGGUCACGCUCAGCACCUAUAAGGGGCCAUUGGGUGUUUAGUAGACCAGCUCUAAAGGGAUGAAAUGACAAGACCGUACGCAUUUUGGUCUUUUUAUUUCCAGAAGAAUGUCAGGUCAAAAUCCCCUCUUGUUUAUGCUGAACUGUUAUCCAUUCUAACACAAUCUUGGAACGUCAUCUCAUCAGACACUUACUGUCCAUGGCAUCCAACAGUCCUCCCUCUAAUGACUACACAUCGCGAGGUUGGAAGGGACCUGCUUACAGCAGCUGUCUGCGACCUUGGCUUUAUCAGAUCGUCAGUCCAUCUUGUAGAUGACAUACCUCCUUUUGAUUCGGCUAAAUCACUUCGUAACACAUUGUGUUAUGUCUUAUUACAUUUCUGAACUAGCUUCUGCCCGCGACUUCGUACGCGCAAUCCCAUUUUCUCCCAUUCCCAUA
Messenger RNA from Spodoptera litura, 2127 nucleotides. RefSeq names its product A-type potassium channel modulatory protein KCNIP1. Gene Ontology annotation, molecular function: calcium ion binding. The record is from RefSeq and is a predicted model, not a curated record. Lineage: Eukaryota; Metazoa; Arthropoda; Insecta; Lepidoptera; Noctuidae.